Molecule: messenger RNA, 471 nt
Organism: Aspergillus chevalieri
Lineage: Eukaryota; Fungi; Ascomycota; Eurotiomycetes; Eurotiales; Aspergillaceae
Exons: 1
Coding region: 1-471 (156 amino acids)
Source: RefSeq, a predicted model, not a curated record
AUGUGCAUUUUUCCCCGUGAGGGUAUAAUCAGCUUGUACUAUGAGUCGGAAAGAGGGCAACAGAGGAAGAUCCCGGAUUUGCCAUACUCUAAAUUACUGGCGACUGUGUAUCCUACACUGACUUUGGGCCUGGGCCUGGCCGCACCCUCGCCCGAUGAACACAUCAAAUCCAGCGAGUCAAUCGCCCAUUGGCCUGCUUUCCCUGACGCAGUGGAAGAGUUCAGCUAUUUGCGCAAAUAUUACAAGCUGGUUGUUUUGUCCAACGUGGAUCGCGCUUCCUUCGCAAGAACCAACGCCGGCGGCCUGCAGUCUGAUCUUGUCACUACAGCAGGGGACAUAAGCUCCAAUAAACCUGAUUUGCGCAACUUGAAAUACAUAUUAGACUCUGCGAACUCGGCGUUCGAUAUUGAUGCCGACCAGGUUCUCCAGACGGCGCAGAGUCAGCUCCAGGAUCACCACCUCGCGCACUAA